Molecule: messenger RNA, 1462 nt
Organism: Hevea brasiliensis (rubber tree)
Lineage: Eukaryota; Viridiplantae; Streptophyta; Magnoliopsida; Malpighiales; Euphorbiaceae
Exons: 9
Coding region: 1-1239 (412 amino acids)
Source: RefSeq, a predicted model, not a curated record
AUGGCUUAUGGUGGGUUAGAUACUAUGAAGGUUAACACGUCAGGAUUUGCCAACUUUAUACUUGCAAGGUGGAUCAAUAAUUCCUUUUGGCCCCCUCAUCAACAUGUUGGUGAAGCUAAAUUUUACGAUUACUUGACUGUCUUUGUAGCUUUAGAUGAAAAUGGGCAAGCUAAAGGUGUAUUAUUUGAAGAUGACGGUGAUGGAUAUGAAUUCACCAAGGGUGGAUAUCUGCUUACACAUUAUGUUGCUGAAAGUCAAAAUUCAGUUGUUAUUGUUAGAGUUUCUGAAAUAGAAGGGUCUUGGAAGAGGCCCAAAAGACGCCUGCAAGUGCUAUUGUUGCUUGGUGGAGGUGCAAUGAUUGAAGCAUGGGGCAUGGAUGGAGGUUUUGUGAUAAUUUGGAUGCCUUCAGAACUUAAUAUUUCUGAGUUGGUAUCAACAAGCGAGAAACAAUAUAGGAGUCGUUUGGAAAGUUCGAAGCAUAUCCUAGAUGUUGAAGCCGUUUCAGGACCAAAGGGCGCAGAGCUUUCUAGAAUCCCUAUUGAACUGAAAUGUGGUGAUUGGAUUGUUAAAAUAGUUCCCUGGAUUGGGGGUAGAAUUAUUUCCAUGGGGCACCUUCCGUCAGGAACACAGUGGCUUCAAAGCAGGAUUGAGAUUGAUGGAUAUGAAGAAUAUAGUGGUACUGAGUACCCGUCAGCAGGAUGCUACGAAGAAUACAAAAUCAUUGAGCGGGAUUUUGGGCAUGCAGGUGAGAAUGAAUCUCUGAUAUUAGAAGGUGAUAUUGGUGGGGGAUUGGUUCUUGAACGGAAGAUAUCUAUUCGAAAAGAUGAUCCAAAGAUUCUUCAUAUCGACUCUAGCAUUAUAGCCCAGAAAGUAGGAGCUGGUUCAGGUGGAUUUUCCAGGUUGGUUUGCUUGAGAGUACAUCCAACCUUUAUUGUCUUACAUCCCAUGGAAACUUUUGUCUCCUUCACUUCUAUUGAUGGAUCAAAACAUGAAAUUCAGCCUGAAUCUGGGGAUCGAUUUUAUGAAGGGAAUCUUCUGCCAAACGGAGAAUGGAUGCUUGUUGACAAAUGUCUUGGUAUUGCUUUAGUCAACCGAUUUAACAUCAAUGAGGUCUAUAAGUGUUUUGUCCACUGGGGAACUGGAACAGUUAAUCUCGAGCUAUGGUCUGAAGACAGGCCUGUUUCAAGACAAUCUCCUCUCAUAAUUUACCACCAAUAUGAAGUUAGAGGAACCUCUUAGUUGCUUGUAUUAUCAAUUGUGCUUGUAACACUUCUAUCCGAAUAAGUUGUGUGCUAUAACACUAUGCAACUUGGAAUUCUAUUAUGCAACCAGAAACUACUAAGUAUGUGUGUGGAACUUUUGGGGAUUACCCAAAGAGAUUGCUUUAUCUACAAACAAUUGGAUUUCUAGCAUGUUUCUUUUUUCCCUGCUAAUCUUUAAUAUGCUAAUACUUAAUAUAAAA